AUGGAUGAACACAGAUCACAAAACCCUGAUGCUUCUACAGAAGCAACGAUAUUAGAUAUGGACUCUAAACCAGGCGAAGGUAAGCCAAAACGCAUUCGCACGCCAGCAGAGUUACUCGAGAGAAAAUUAAACAGAGCCAAGCGUUCGGCCACCUUGUUCGUGGUAAUGACAAAUCCCUUUACUGAAUUGACAGUAGAACAAGCGGAAUAUAUUAAGGAUACUCUCGAUAGCUGUAUUGUGAAGCUCGCUGACGUUCAGACCGAAGACACGUACUGGCCUACAUUCCUGGGAACACCAGGCUACAGCGAAGGUGUGCUCAAGCUACGCUGCGAGGGAAUGAAAGACGUGGAAUGGCUGCAGAACACUUUAGCCACUAUAACCUCACCAAUCCCGGGCACUGAACUAGUAGUUAAACGCCAACGGGACAUCCCAAGAAGACUAAAAUCUGCAGUCUCGCUACCUUUUUGCUCAGACGACACUGCAACCAUCCACAACUUUCUGAUUACUCAAAACGAGUGGUAUAAGAUCAACAAGUGGGCUCUUUACGAGGUCGAGCGCACCGAGGAUCCUCCAGGAACCUUUUUAGUUAUUGGUAUCCCAUUCGAUGAGAUACCAACGGUGAUGGCAAGGGAGCGUAGGCUCUUGUAUAAAGAGAGCGUCGGUUAUAUCCGCUUUUAUGGGAAAGGGACUACGGUGUAGUCUAUGCCAC
This is a messenger RNA of Cydia amplana, 709 nucleotides long. RefSeq lists its product as uncharacterized. NCBI's taxonomy places the organism in Eukaryota, Metazoa, Arthropoda, Insecta, Lepidoptera, Tortricidae. The coding region runs from base 1 to 699 and encodes 232 amino acids. The record is from RefSeq and is a predicted model, not a curated record. The transcript has 2 exons.